GGCUACGUUACAUCCCUACGAGUAGCAUGGGUGUUAGUAUCAUAACUUCGUUGGCAAUCAUUACUUGCGGACUGCGGCUUCAGCUUCAAUACGAGGGAGCAAGUUCACGAGUUCAAAAUCAAUCAAUCCAACUCGUCACCUGACAUGUCAUGACGACGUUCGAUAGCAGAACUAGGUAAACACAAGAGGAGCAACUGGUGAAGGUGGUCUUCUUAUCUGUAUCGAUCUUUUGAAAACUUCCUCAAUCACAAGACCAUCAAGAAAAUCAAAGAUGGCAAAAACCCCCUAUCUCGACGCCCUUAACCGCGACGGCUUCGUCCACAUCCCCUCUCUCCUAACCUCUUCCCAACUCAAUACCCUCCGGGCCGCCUCCGCAGAGACCAUCGCCCUCGCCCGCGCUGGGAAAUGGCCCUCUGUGCGCACCCUCCCCAAGCAGUUCCCACCCUGGACCGUUGCGCCCGGCACCAACCCCGCAGCCGGCGGAAUCUGGGGAGUUCAAUUCCUGAUGCACCCGUCAUUACCCUCAUCCCCGACCUUCAUCUCGAAUUACUUCUCCACUCCAAUUGUGAACAUCGUCAAGGAACUCCUGCAAUGUGACGAUGAGGAUUUGGUGCUUGAGCUUUUUAAUUUGCUGUGUCGGCCUGAUAGGGAUUUCGAGCUCAGGUGGCAUAGAGAUGAUAUCCCAGCUACCGCUACAGUGGACGAGGAGCUGGAGAGGUUGAGCCAGCCGGCUUGGAGCGCGCAGUGGAACUUGGCUUUGUAUGACGAUGAGAGUCUCAUCGUUGUCCCUGGUUCGCAUAUACGGGCGAGAACGGCAGUUGAGAGGAGCGCGGACCCGUUUGAAAAGGGGUUACCAGGUGAGAUUAGAGUUAAGAUGAAGGCAGGUGAUGUGGUGUUUUAUAACAACAACAUCCUUCAUCGCGGCGCGUACAAGAGCACGGUCGAGAGAAUGACUUUGCACGGGAGUAUGGGACAUGCUGAGGGCAGUAGACUUAGAGCCAGGAACGUACUACAGCAUGGGAUUGGAGAGUGGGUUCAGGAUAUUGAUCUAAGUGGGUUGGGGGAGGAGGAGAGGAAGAGGGCAGAAGGUAUGAGACGGCGUCUGGUGAAAUUGGGGGCAGAUAGUGGGGAUGUGGGGUAUUCGUUGGAGGGUUGAGCUUCUGAGAUGGGACUUUGUUGAUACUUCGUAACAAUGUCUUCUAUACCAAUAUUGAUCGCAAUAGGAUACCACAAGGACCUAGAUAAGGUAAUCCUAAAGAAGGGUACGCGGCACAUGCUCCCUUCCUACGUCACUAGGGUCUCCAG
Messenger RNA from Amorphotheca resinae ATCC 22711, 1305 nucleotides. RefSeq lists its product as hypothetical. Lineage: Eukaryota; Fungi; Ascomycota; Leotiomycetes; Helotiales; Amorphothecaceae. The transcript has a single exon. The record is from RefSeq and is a predicted model, not a curated record. The coding region runs from base 272 to 1156 and encodes 294 amino acids.